This is a messenger RNA of Corylus avellana, 1675 nucleotides long. Its product is annotated as cyclin-dependent kinase D-3. Gene Ontology annotation, cellular component: cytoplasm; transcription factor TFIIH holo complex; nucleus. Lineage: Eukaryota; Viridiplantae; Streptophyta; Magnoliopsida; Fagales; Betulaceae. Gene Ontology annotation, biological process: protein phosphorylation; positive regulation of transcription by RNA polymerase II. Gene Ontology annotation, molecular function: RNA polymerase II CTD heptapeptide repeat kinase activity; cyclin-dependent protein serine/threonine kinase activity; ATP binding. The record is from RefSeq and is a predicted model, not a curated record.
UUACUCUCCCUGUCUCGUUCUCUGUCUCAAAGCUUUCAACGGCUUUCUUUCUCAGCCCCAGACCCGAAAUCCGAACCCUAAUCUCGGAUUUUCUUGGGAAAAUGAGAUUGACCGAGAAAUUUCUCAAACUCGAGCCCAAACAUUACUCAUUAAGUGGAUUAAAUUAUUUUUAACAGUUAAAGGAAUUACAUACAAUUUUUUUUUAAAAAAUUGAAUUAAAAAAAAAAAAAAUGGCAGAGCUCGAUCUGUCCAAGAAAGUCGCCGAUAGGUAUCUGAAGCGCGAAGUCCUCGGAGAAGGUACCUAUGGGGUCGUCUACAAGGCCAUUGAUACCAAGACAGGACAGAAAGUUGCGAUUAAAAAAAUCCGGCUUGGGAAGCAAAAGGAAGGGGUAAAUUUUACGGCACUUAGGGAAAUUAAACUGCUUAAAGAGCUCAAAGAUCCGAAUAUAAUUGAGUUGAUUGAUGCGUUCCCUCAUAAGGGUAACUUGCAUCUCGUGUUUGAGUUCAUGGAGACAGACCUCGAAGCUGUUAUUCGUGACCGAAAUAUAUUUCUUUCACCGGGUGACAUAAAAUCGUACCUUCAGAUGACUCUCAAAGGACUUGCUUAUUGCCACAAGAAAUGGGUUUUACAUAGGGAUAUGAAACCAAACAACUUGUUAAUAGGAUCUAAUGGACAGCUCAAACUUGCAGAUUUUGGUUUAGCACGAAUAUUUGGGAGCCCAGAUCGCAAGUUUACGCAUCAGGUCUUUGCUCGGUGGUAUAGAGCACCUGAGCUGUUGUUUGGUACCAAACAAUAUGGUGCUGGGGUGGAUGUUUGGGCUGCAGCUUGUAUAUUUGCUGAACUUCUGCUGCGUCGACCUUUCCUGCAGGGUUCAAGUGACAUUGAUCAAUUAGGAAAGAUCUUUGCUGCAUUUGGGACUCCAACAGCUUCUCAGUGGCCUGACAUGCCAUAUCUUCCUGAUUAUGUGGAGUACCAAUAUGUUCCUGCACCCCCUUUACGUUCUCUGUUUCCAAUGGCUAGUGAUGAUUGUCUAGAUCUGUUAUCGAAAAUGUUUACUUAUGAUCCUAAAGCUAGAAUAUCAGUGCAGCAGGCAUUAGAGCAUCGGUACUUUUCAUCUGCACCUCUGCCUACAGUUCCGGAUAAACUCCCUAGACCUGCUCCUAAGCGGGAAUCUAGAGCUUCAGAUUUUAAUUCACACGAUGGUCCCACCGUCUUAUCACCUCCAAGAAAGUCCAAGCGAGUAAUGCCAGAACGUGAGGGCUUUGAAGGAAAUGCAUACAAAGUUCAUAAGAUCGACGACCAUGUUGAUGAAAUAAGACUGGCAGCUGGUGGAAAUACAAGUGGGAAUGAGCCGGUACCUCUGUCAGUUGAUUUUUCUAUCUUUGGAGCAAAACCUCCUAACAGGCCUACAAUUAACAGUACUGACAGAACACAUCUAAAAAGGAAAUUAGAUCUUGAAUUCCAACACCCCGAAUGAGAACAUUUUAUAUGAAGUAUACUCAAAUCCUGUUGUCUUUGUUGUCUAAGGUCCAACAUUUGUGAGGUAUGCAGUUAAUCUUUAAAUGGUGUUUUAAUGCUGGCUAGUCUCCAGCUCUUUUUCUUUCUCUGUAUUCAAGCCUUUCAUUGGCUAAUUUUUUGUUUAGUUAUUAACUGCUAUGAAUCUGAAUUCAUCAA